AUGCCCGAAAUAACCCUCUACACCUACUUCCGCUCCUCCUGCUCCGCCCGCCUGCGCAUCGCCCUGCACCUCAAAUCCCUCCCCUACACGCCCAUCUACAUCAACCUGCUCGAAGGCGCACAGCGAUCCCCGGACAACCUCGCCCGCAACCCGUCCGGCACCGUGCCCACCCUCCUCAUCUCCCCGUCCCCGGCGGAAGAACCCACCUUAAAGAUAACCCAAUCCCUCGCCGCGCUGGAAUACCUCGACGAAGCCUUCCCAGAUACCUACCCCCUGCUCCCGCGCGAUCCCGCCAAACGGGCACUAGUCCGCACCCUAGCCCAGAUCAUCGCGUGCGAUGUGCAGCCCGUUACCAACCUGAAGGUCCUGAAGCGCGUGGCGCCGUUGGGCGUGGAUCGCGCGGACUGGUCGAGGGAGGUGAUUGUGGAUGGGUUGAGGGCGUAUGAGACCAUUAUCAAGGAGGCGGGGGUGAGUGGGCUGUAUAGCGUGGGCGAUGAGGUGACGGUUGCGGAUGUGUGUUUGGUGCCGGCGGUUUGGGGCGCGGAGAGGGUGGGUGUUGAUGUUGCGGGGGGGUUUCCGGUGGUGGCCGGGGUGGUGGAAAGGUUGGAGGGGUUGGAUGCGGUGAGGAGGGCGCAUUGGGCGAGGCAGGAGGAUACGCCGGCUGAGUUGAGGGUUGAGUAG
Molecule: messenger RNA, 681 nt
Organism: Aspergillus aculeatus ATCC 16872
Lineage: Eukaryota; Fungi; Ascomycota; Eurotiomycetes; Eurotiales; Aspergillaceae
Gene: maiA
Product: maleylacetoacetate isomerase MaiA
Exons: 1
Coding region: 1-681 (226 amino acids)
Biological process (GO): L-phenylalanine catabolic process; glutathione metabolic process
Cellular component (GO): cytoplasm; mitochondrion
Molecular function (GO): glutathione transferase activity; maleylacetoacetate isomerase activity
Source: RefSeq, a predicted model, not a curated record